AUGCGAAGAAAUUGGAGAGGACGUUGGAAUCGUAAUAACAAUAAGUCAAGAAUAUCAACAGCAGAUAACAAAAGUCUCAACAAUUCGACAUUAAAAAAUUCUACCUCUAUCGCCGCAAAUUCUGUUAGAGCCCCAGCUAAUCAAGUUCCAAUCGUCAUACCAAUUAAUUCAGAGACAAGUGUAUGGAAAAUAUAUUUUCCAACUGAAAGUCAGUUGCCGACCCCUGAAACAAAUAGUAGAAUUGAAUGUUUUAAAAGGUAUAUUAGUAAGAACAAAGCUAUAUUUGAUUUAGAAAAAAUUGAUCAAACCAGAAGUGUACCAUUAGAUUUACAAACUUUGGUAAUUGAUGACGACUUUAAUAAUUACUGGUCAACAUUUCAAACAGAUCUAUUUGAGAAACCAGAAUAUACACUGCCACUAUUAGAAUUUUGUUUACAUGAGAGUCUAAAAUGUGAGUCAAAAGUAAAAGUAAGAGUACUAAACCACCAACCUGUAAUACCAAUAGCAAAUUUAAAAGUAAAUUAUUUUGGAAAAUUGGUUACAAUAAAAGGUACAGUCAUAAGAGUUGGUAGCGUGGGCCUUAUGUGUACCUCUAUGGCCUUUGAGUGUACAAGUUGUCAUGGAGUACAAGCUGUUAUGCAGCCACAAGGUGUUUUUACAGCACCAAAUUUUUGCCAGAGUUGCAGAAGUGGCCACAAAUUUGAACCACUACAGUCAUCUCCAUUUACAAAUACAACUGAUUGGCAAGUAGCAAAAAUACAGGAAAUACAAUCACAUAGCCUUUCUGGGACAAUACCAAGAAGUGUGGAGAUAGACUUACAAGGGGACCUUGUUGGUACAGCUUGCCCUGGCGAUGUUCUUUCUGUGACAGGAAUUGUACAGGUCCGUGGUGAGAGCAAAGGCGGAGAAGAUGGCAAACGUGCUGCGAGAUUAUUGCAGUUGUACUUGGAAGCUGUCUCUAUUCACAGUCAGCGGAACUUGAGCAAUCCUACACUGUCAUUUACAUUGAAAGACUAUUAUGCUAUUCAGGAGAUCCAUGCAACAGAAGACGUAUUUCGACUGUUAGUGCAUUCACUAUGUCCCACAAUAUUUGGGCAAGAGGCAGUCAAAGCCGGCCUCAUACUUGGUCUGUUUGGUGGCACGGAACACGAGAGCGCUCGUAGCAAUCCGCACGUACUCGUGGUCGGUGAUCCGGGCUUGGGCAAGUCACAGUUGUUGCAAGCCGCCGCACACGCUGCUCCUAGAGGUGUCUAUGUAUGUGGGGCGUCUGCAUCGGCUGGGGGCUUAACAGUAGCACUCGGUCGGGAGGCGGGUGGAGACUUCGCACUCGAGGCCGGAGCCCUAGUCCUUGCUGAUAAAGGCGUUUGCUGCGUUGACGAAUUGGAUAAGAUGCCAGCGCAUCAUAGCAGUCUCUUAGAAGCAAUGGAGCAAGGUCGCGUAAGCGUGGCAAAGGGCGGAGUUGUUUGUACUCUUCCCGCGCGUGCCACAGUACUUGCCGCUGCUAAUCCCGCUGCCGGCAGUUAUAACAGAGCUAAAACCGUGGCUGAGAAUUUGAAACUGAACUCAGCAUUAUUGUCGCGAUUCGACCUGGUUUUCAUUCUUUUGGAUCAACCAGAUGAGAAAACCGACGCAAUGCUCUCAGAACAUGUUUUAGCGCUUCAUUCAGGAUCUAAAGCAAAGAGAAAGGCAGGUGCUGGCACUAGUUCUAUGAAUACUUCCGAUGCUAGUCAAACUUCAAGUGAUUUGUCCUUAAGACAAAGGCUAAAACUUAAGCCAGGCGAAGUGAUAGACGCACUACCACUGGUACUCCUUCGUAAGUACAUAGCGUACGCACGCAGAUACGUGCACCCCAAACUCAGUACGGAAGCUGCGAACGCCUUGCAGAGCUUCUACUUGGAGCUAAGACAUAAUCAUCAAGCAACAGAUGGCACUCCCAUAACCACGAGACAGUUGGAAGCCAGCAUACGGCUAAGCCAGGCUCGCGCAAGAGUAAAUUUGAGAGAGGAAGCCACACUUGAAGAUGCGAAUGACGUAAUUGAUUUAAUCAAACACAGUUUAGUUGACACGUUCAGUGAUGAAUUUGGUAAUAUACAAUUGUCUAGAUCGAUUAAUGGUUCUGGAGUCAGCUCAAGAAAUAAGGUUAAAAAAUUCCUAGAUGCCCUAACAAGAAGAUCCCAUCAGCUUAAUAAGGAUGUGUUCACAAGACAGGAACUAAUUCAAAUACAUAAAGCGGCCGGCAUCGCGGGCGACGCAAAAGAUCUCAUAGAAGCAAUGCACACACAUUCCUAUUUAUUACUGAAAGCUUCAAAUACUUAUCAAUUGAUUGCUUUUUAA
Messenger RNA from Pieris macdunnoughi, 2334 nucleotides. NCBI's taxonomy places the organism in Eukaryota, Metazoa, Arthropoda, Insecta, Lepidoptera, Pieridae. The record is from the annotation of a GenBank genome assembly.